Molecule: messenger RNA, 2087 nt
Organism: Solanum tuberosum (potato)
Lineage: Eukaryota; Viridiplantae; Streptophyta; Magnoliopsida; Solanales; Solanaceae
Exons: 6
Coding region: 26-1930 (634 amino acids)
Cellular component (GO): membrane
Molecular function (GO): protein binding
Source: RefSeq, a predicted model, not a curated record
AGCAGUGCAAUUCGAAAACAUAAUAAUGGAGAGCAAGCCUUCCCAUGAAAUUGAACCAGUUUCUCAACAUUGUGACGAUAAUGAACAAUUUGGCUCUCGAGAUGGAAGGGAUAUUGAAAAUCAACUUCCCGACCCUGCACUAGUUCCUAAUGAAAGGAAAAUGAAUGAUGACGAUGUAUAUAGAAUUCUUGCUCUGGCUGCUAUGAAAGAUAAGUGGAGUGUUGCUGAAGUAAUUUUAAGAAAGGAUCCAAGUUUGGUUCGUCAAAAGAUAUCGGAAUUUGGUGAAACAGUACUUCAAAUUGCAGCAUUAGCAGGAAGCACCGGAUUUGUGCUAAAGCUAAUGACUCUGAUGGAACCAGAUGACUUUGAACUGAAAACUAAUAAUGGGAAUACGGCAUUUAAUUUUGCAGUAAAUUCAGGGUUCAUUGAAAUUGUUAAAGCAAUGAGGGAAAGGAAUAACAAUCUACCAAACAUCCAUGGUCUGGAUCCUGCCGGCCGUGCAAUAUUUCCAAUCAGUGCGGCAGCUAUUUAUGGGCAUAAAGCUAUGGUAUCAUACCUUUUUGAGGUCACAAAUCUUGACAUGCUAAACCAAACAGAACGAUUAUCACUUCUUGAGAUCACUACCCACAAUGAGAUGUACGAUGUAGCAUUAAAAAUAUUCAACAAGGACAGAAAAUUAACCACUCAAAUGUUACAAGGAAAUCUUGAUGUCUUCUACAUAUUAUCUCACAAGUCCUUAGUUAUCAGUAACCAACAAGGAAAGUUGAAGAGAUCCAUUGAAGGACCUUAUAAUUCUCCACUAGUACUGUGGAGAAAGUUUAUUAGCGCGACUUCCAUGGUCAGGAGCCGAUUCAUUACAUGGCUACUCCCGGAAAGAUAUAUACUGAAGAAACAAGGUGGUCUACUACUUGAGGAGCUCUGGGCGGAGUGUGAAAGAAGCGGAGAGGAUAAGCUAUUGGAGCUAGUAAGAUGGAAAAAAUUGAUCCAAUUUGCUGCAAUAGCAGGAAAUGUAGAGUUUUUAGCUGUGGUUAUUCACAAUCAUCCUCGUCUCCUAUGGGAAUUUGACAGAGAGUGGUCCGUUUUCCAUUAUGCGAUUUUUAAUAGACAGGAAAAAGUAUUCAGUCUUAUACACCAAACAGGAGGAAUGAAAAACUUUCUUCUUCAAAAAUAUGAUACUAAUGGCAAUAACAUGUUGCAUUUGGCUGGGACGUUAGGAUGUUCAAACUUAUAUAAUAAGGAGAAGAUUAUGCUGCCAUCGUUUCUCAGGGUUUCUGGAGCAGCACUUCAGAUGCAAAAAGAGAUAUUGUGGUUUAAGGAAGUGGAGAAACUUUUACCACCUUCACUCCACAAUAUCAAAAACAAAGCUGAGAAAACCCCUAGGGAAGUAUUCACAGAAGAGCAUAACCUACUGCUAAAAGAAGGGGAAAGGUGGAUGAAAGACACGGCAAAUUCUUGUAUGAUUGUUGCAACCUUGAUCGCCACGAUGGUUUUUGCUGCAGGCUUUACUGUGCCAGGUGGUAAUAAUAGUGAUACUGGUAUUCCAAUAUUGCUAGAAUUCAAUGGAUUUAGGGUCUUCGUCAUAUCAGAUGCGGUGGCACUAUUCAGCUCAAUCCUUUCCAUCAUUAUGUUCUUGUCCAUUCUUACAUCUCGCUAUGCUGAAGAUGAUUUUCUUGUGUCAUUGCCUGCCAAGUUAUUGUUCGGACUCACGACGCUGUUUGUCUCGAUAGUUAGCAUGCUCUUGGCGUUUACAACAGCAUUCUUUUUGGUCUAUAGUAAUCAUACGGAUUGGGAGCCAAAGCUCAUUGCUGCUUGUGCUGGUAUUCCUGUAGCUUUAUUUGGGUGUUUCCAGUAUAAACUAUGGUUUGAUGUGGCAAAAUCAACAUAUUGGUCCAAGUUUCUUUUUCGACCAGGAAAGUACAAGCUGUAUUAACUACAUUACAGAUAACAGUUGCACAGAGGAGUGUCUUCUUCGUUAGUAAAAUAACGCGCAACAACAUUUUACAUUAUUAUAUAUGUAAUCAGAGAAUCAGGAUUCUUGGCGGUGCCUUAUUCCCAAUUGUAAUGUUUGUGCUUGAAACUUGAGCGAA